This is a messenger RNA of Daphnia pulex (common water flea), 4728 nucleotides long. RefSeq names its product septin-7-like (gene pnut). The transcript has 13 exons. Lineage: Eukaryota; Metazoa; Arthropoda; Branchiopoda; Diplostraca; Daphniidae. Bases 761 to 3178 code for a protein of 805 amino acids. Gene Ontology annotation, molecular function: GTPase activity; molecular adaptor activity; GTP binding. The record is from RefSeq and is a predicted model, not a curated record. Gene Ontology annotation, cellular component: septin complex; cell division site; microtubule cytoskeleton. Gene Ontology annotation, biological process: cytoskeleton-dependent cytokinesis; cilium assembly.
CCCACAGCGUUUACAUACACAUUUGCCCAGUGUUCCUUCACGUUGUGUGUAACUAAAAAGUAACUGGUGUGUGUGUGUUUGGCAGUUGGCUGUGACGAAAAUUCCUAAUCUUGACGCGGGUUUCCAAGCUCCACUCCCGUUUUUGAAAAGCAACAGUGACUGCCACUACAAGGAGAGAAAGAAGAAAAAAGAAGAAGCAACCGUUUUUGCCCCCAUCUCGAGUGGUGUGUGUGUGUCUGCUGUGACAACGAUGCAGAAGAGCGUGGAAAAGUGGAAACCGGAAGGAAAGAAAACGUGAUCCGGCUUUGUUUUGUCGUGUUAACGCGCGCGCACCAGUUCGUUAAACCAAAAAAUCACUUUGCGGAAGAUUUUAAUAUUCAAGAAAAACGGAACCGAACCGAUUCGGAAAAAGAAAGAAAAAAAACAGUUGGUUUGGGAAUGCCCGUCAUUGUGGCGCCUCGUGAAUUUCCGUCGCCUGUUGCUUCCGUCACGCACCUCCCUGUCAACUUUGUUGGUCUCGCGUCGUUGAUAAGUGGAUAAACACACGCACAGAGAGAAACUGGCGCUCACCCGAGCUGGUCCACACAACGAGACUUGUUUAUUCUCUCCGUGCGUUGCUGUGCGGAUUGACGUUUUUCUCCGUGGCUGUUUUUAUUUUUAUUUUUUCCCCCUCACGUUUUUGAAUAUUCGGCUUGACGUAAGUGACGCCAUCUGUCGAAGUCGAUCGUCACUGUGCGUUUGAAAAAGGAGGGGAGAGAAAAUGAUGAGUGAACAAGCGGCGAUGAUGAGUAGUAGUAGUGAUGGCGUUGGUGGAGUAGUCGGUAGUGGUGCAGCUGCAGCGGCGGCGGCUUCGAGACGGGAACGACUGCGCCGUCCUUUGCCCAAUCCGCCGGAACCGAACCGCGGUUCAGCGGCUCAGUCAACAGCGGCAGCUGCUGCCGCUGCGGCCGGCGUCCGCGGCGUCGUAGCCAGUCGUCUGGCGGCCAUGGCCUCGGCUGGAUCUCCAAUUAGUUCGGUGACAUCAUCCUCCUCUUCCUCAUCAGCCGCAAUUUCGUCGACUUCCACUUUUGCUGGAGGGACCACAACAACAACGUCGGCGACAACCAAUGGCGACAACAACCUCCCGCACAAGUUGACCACAUCCUACAGUGUCGAUUCCAAUUCGCGCAUACCCAGUUAUCGAUUAUCCAGUCUGGAUCGGUUGGCCCAGCGUCAGCGUUUGUUUGAAACCACGACCGCCACUUCGGUCCAGCCCAACGGAUUGCCCACCACCGCUCAUCCUCCUUCAACUUCUUCCUCGUCCUCUUCGACUUCUUCUUUCACAUCCGCCACUAAUGUGGCCAUUGGAGAGUCACUCGCCUUACAAAGUAAGCGUGAAAUGUUCUUCAAGAGCGAUACGCUGCCAGCGGGUGCUGGUUUGAGCAGCUCUGCCACGGCCUCGACAGCCAAUAAUGCCACGCCCGCCUCUUCAGCAACUGGUGCUCAACAGCCGGUGGGCAACAUUGCUUCGCUCAAGGAGAGUUUAUUGGCCAACAAGGAGAAUCACACGACUGCGACGACGACGACGGGUGGACCGCAGACGUCAUCUUCCUCGGCAACCUUGACUGGCAGCAUUAGUAAUAACAGCAGCCAUGGCAGUGUGCCCGGUUUGGCUAGCACCGGAAGCAAGGUGGAGGCGUUGAAGCGGGAAUUGACGGAUGACAGUAGCAGUAGUAGCAGUAGCACCAGCAACCGGGUUAUAUUACGUGACCGACUGGCUGAGAAAGGUCCGGCACCCAGUCCGCCAGUCAUCAAUAAGACACGCGAAGUGGAUUACGUCGGCUUUGCCAAUCUUCCCAACCAGGUGUACCGAAGAGCUGUCAAAAAAGGAUUUGAAUUCACCUUAAUGGUUGUCGGCGAGUCGGGACUGGGCAAGUCGACGCUCAUCAACUCCAUGUUUCUGGCCGACAUUUACUCGCCGGAAUACCCUGGCCCGUCGCACCGCAUCAAAAAGACGGUCCAAGUGGAACAGUGCCAAGCUCUUUUGAAAGAGAACGGAGUCAAUUUGACACUGACCGUAGUCGACACGCCCGGAUUCGGUGACGCGGUAGACAACAGCAACUGUUGGCAGCCGAUCGUCGACUACAUUGAAUCCAAAUAUGAAGAGUACCUGAACGCCGAAUCCAGGGUGCAGCGCCAACCCAUGCGCGACCACCGUGUUCACGUCUGCCUGUAUUUCAUCCAGCCGUCGGGUCACGGUCUCAAACCGUUGGACAUUGAAUUUAUGAAGCGACUCCACGAUAAAGUCAAUAUCAUCCCCGUCUUGGCCAAGGCCGACACCAUGACGCCAGAUGAGUGCACCUACUUCAAAAAACAGGUUCUCAAUGAAAUUGCUCAGCACAAGAUCAAGAUUUACGAGUUUCCAGACGUUGAUGACGAGGAAUUGCGCAAAUCUCAACGCGCCCUGCGAGAACGAGUGCCGUUUGCCGUGGUCGGCUCCAAUACAGUUGUCGAAGUGGACGGGCGGAAGAUUCGUGGACGACGUUAUCCGUGGGGUGUCGUCGAAGUGGAAAAUAUGGAACAUUGCGAUUUCAUCGCUCUACGAAACAUGUUGAUCCGGACCCACAUGACUGAUUUGAAAGAAGUGACAAAUAAUGUCCAUUACGAAAACUUCCGCUGUAGGAAACUGGCUGGAGUGGGAGUGACGGCCAGUGACGGAACGCUGGGCAAAUCUAAUCGGAUCUCCAACAAGAACCCGUUGGCGCAAAUGGAGGAAGAGCGAAGGGAUCACGAAGCCAAGAUGAAGAAAAUGGAGCAAGAGAUGGAACAAGUUUUUGAAAUGAAAGUCAAGGAGAAGACGCAAAAGCUCAAAGACUCCGAAACAGACUUGCAACGUCGACACGAACAGACGCUCCGUUCGCUCGAGGCCCAGAAACAAGAACUGGAGGAGAAGCGUAAAGCCUUUGAGAAUGAAAAAUUGGCCUGGGAGAAUGCUUCCGGCUUGACGCUGGAGGAAAUGCGCCGACGCAGCCUCGAAGCCAAUUCUAGAGAGGGAUUGACCGUUGCUGAUGAGCCAAAGCGGUCCAUCAGCGGGGCUGCGAAUCGUUUCAAGCGUUCGCUCUCUUUGCGCACGGCCAGCAAGCCCGAAACCUACUCCCAACAUCAGCCAGCCGCUAACCAAGAAUGCAAACAGCAAUGAGAAAUUUGAUUUCUCCUCCUCCUCCAUAUACAUCUCUCUCUCUCUCUCUCUCAAUAAUCUCUUGACUGCCAAAACAAACAAACUCAUGAUGCAUCUUGUUUACAUCACAUGAAACAAAAAAUAAUCUUUUUUUAAAAAAUUUGGAAUCUCUUUUUUCAUUUUCCUCUUUCUUAUUCUCUUUCCACUUUUUCUCUUAAAUUUUUCCUUUCUAAAAACAAAACCUCUUUUUGAUAUGAACUUGCAUGCGCUCGAGCCGUUCCUACUUAACUUUAGUUAUUUUUUUCUUCUCUUUCCGGGGUGGGGUCAAAGGCACUUUAACUUAAAUUGUGAAAUCUCACGUCUGUACUUGCUCUGCAAAGGUGAUCAAAGAACAAGCGAAAUCAAAGCUGAAAAUUUACCUGUCGUUAAGCGCACAUUGCGGAAAUCGCAUGCUCUAAAACUUAAUUCGAACAAAUUUGUAGCCAUAUUUUUUUUUUCUUCGUGUAGUCUCUGACUAACCAAAUGCCCCCUAUAUCUUUGCAGGCAAGUAGACGGCAAGGACAAGGAGAAGGUGAAAAAGAAGAAGGGACUCUUCUAGGAAAGCAUAAAAUUCUAGAUCACACACACACACACACAUUUACACGCAGACACGAACUUCUAUCUUUCAAUUUAGCUUCUUAAUUUUUUUUCCUUUUUCUCUAUUCUCUGCUCUGUUUCUUGUCUCGCUCUUUGUGAAGAAGUUUCGAUCGUGCAGUGUGUGUCUACGUUGUAUUUUGUGUCUUGUUUCUCUUUUUCUGUGUAUAGUUUUGUGUCAUUCAUGUCCCCCUCUUUUUUUUAAUACCUCUCGGGAGUAAUUAUAUUCAAUUUUUUUUUUGUGAAAUCAAUUUUUCUUUAUUUUUUCGAAUAUUUUGAACGUCUACUACCUCCCCUCAUUUUUCAGAUUUUUUUUUGUCUUCUUUUUCCCCCCUUCGCAGUAUGUGAGUAAAUGGAAAACAAUUUGGGCUUAUAUUCUUCUUUUUUUGGUUUACAUUUUUGGAACGUUUUUUUUUCCUAUUAUGUAGACUGGCAUUCCGACGUCAAUUUUUUUUCUCGAGUUCACCCCGACCUCAUUCAGCUUCCCUUUGUGUGCCAUUUCUUUAUUUUGGUGGCAGUAUUCUUCUCUCUUUUCUUUGAAUUUUUGUUCAUAGGGAAGUUUCAGCCAUCUGAUGUGUCUCCCGUUAUGGGGUCUUUAUGUCACGCAAACAAAAAUAACAAAAAAACAAACAUGAUCAUACUGAAUUUCAAAACAAAAAUACCCUCUUCUUGCAGUCCUGUCUUAAUUUCAUUGCAUUUUUGGGUUGUCCUCAUCGUCGAAACACUCGAGUCAACCAGGUUACCAUUUUUGUUGGGUUCGAUCUUGUCAUUAAUUAAAAAAAAGAAAAGAAAACAGAGAUGAAUGCUGACAAAAUACAACAAAAUUUGUAAUUUAAAUAAUGAAUUAUUCCCCCCGAUCUUCCAUAUCGACUACUUUGUGUCAAGUGUCACGGCUGGAGGAGAAUACAGAAACAUUAAAUAAACUAAUGAAAACCGUA